UGAGUGUUUGUUGUAGCUUUCAGUAGUGUAUACGUCAUUUCAGAGAGAUUUAUUACACACUUUUAUGUCUUAAGAAAAAUUAUGGGGAAUAAUACCAUUCGAAGUUGACAAUAAAGGGAUCGCAAUCAAGAUUCGCCCAGAGCUCAAAUAGCCUACAAAUCAGUCAAUUGAAUAACGCAUCAAUCGGCAGCUGCUGGGACUCAAAAGUGAUAAUUGGAUCAACGUUAUGAAGAAGCUGCCGAGAUGACGGCCGUUCUUGAUAUCAAACCAGCGUUAACUUUGAUGAAGUCCGAAAAAUUGGAUUAGUCGUGGCUGAACGACGAUAUGGAUAACCUACAGCUGGAUGUGGACUUCAGUGACGUGCCCCUGCUCACCCCGGGAAGCAGGGAGAUGAUGUCACAGGCCCUGAGGGCCACGUUUAGCGGCUUCACCAAGGAGCAACAGAGACUGGGCAUGCCCAGAGACCCCAGGCACUGGUCAGAGAGCCAGGUGGGCCAGUGGCUGCUGUGGACAGUGAACGAGUUCAGCCUGAAGAGCGUGGACCUGCACUGCUUCCGUAUGGCCGGGGUAAGUCUCUGUGCCCUGGGGAAGGAGUGCUUCUUGGACCUGGCACCUGACUUUGUGGGGGACAUCCUGUGGGAACACCUGGAGAUGAUGCAGAGAGACUAUGGAACUGAACGUGCCCAGUGCAUCCUUCCAUCGGACAACUCAGAGUCAGGCUUCAUCACAGAGUCCAAUCAGACACUUCUACCAACCACCUGUGAGGACCUGCUGUCAAUCAAGACUGAGAACGGACAUUCUACUGGCCCACUGGGUCCUAAGCAGAGGGACUACCUCACCAUCAAACAGGAAGUGGUCUCCCAUGACAACAUGUGCAUGGGGCACGUCAUUCGAGGCAAAAUUGGGGGCCAAGAAUCCUUUGAGAGUGUGGAGAGCCUAGAUGCUUGUGAGCGUCUCACCCAGUCCCGGGGCAGCUACUCCCACUUCUGCAGUCUACAGCGCGUGCCCUCCUACAACAGCUUUGACUCAGACGACUACCCGGCCACGCUGCGUGGCCACCCAGCCAAAGGCACCUUCAAAGACUAUGUGAAGGAGCGCAUGGACCUGACCAAAGACAAGUCUGUCAUACCGGCAGCGGCUCUUGCGGGAUACACAGAAAGUGGUCCGAUCCAGCUGUGGCAAUUUCUGUUGGAGCUCUUGACCGACACUUCCUGUCAGUCGGUCAUCAGCUGGACGGGAGAUGGCUGGGAAUUCAAAUUGACCAAUCCCGAUGAGGUGGCUAGGCGCUGGGGCCAGAGGAAGAACAAGCCCAAGAUGAACUAUGAAAAGCUGAGCCGCGGCCUGCGCUACUACUACAACAAGAACAUAAUCCACAAGACGUCUGGCAAGCGAUAUGUCUACCGCUUUGUCUGCGACCUGAACGGCCUUCUGGGAUACAGUGCAGAGGAGAUUCACGCCAUGCUUGACAUGAUGCCGGACACAGGAGAGAGAUGUGGGUGUGGUCUGGCACCACCAGGUAACAUACACGCUUGUGUAGGACAAGGGUUGCCAACAGGUUGCCUACUUUAGGAAAUCUGUUUCCAAGAAUUCCAUAAAAAAAAGAUGUGAUUAUGUCUCAAUGUAAUCAAAGUAGGAAAUGAUUGUUAUUUUCAAAUACUCUUUUUAUUAUUAUGUUCUGGCAAAAAUCAUCUCAAGGCUGAAUCUAGUUGCCUACCGCUGUUGUAGGAGAUCAUGAUGAAAGCAUUUACAAUCACACAAAAAAUACAUAAUGCAAAUACAAUCAGACUCCUGUCAAGUUGCUGAAGACAAUGGAAGCGAGUUACUUGGAAAUGGACAUGGCCAUCACCCAAGGAGGUUAGAUAAUUUUAUUCAAAUGUAGCACAUGGCAAAAGAAAUGUACCCUUUGGGACCUAAGACUGGUGUUUUUCUGUGUUCAGUAUUGUUCUCUGGAAACCACAUUGACAAUCCACAGCCAUUUUAGCAGCCAAGCAUUGGGCUUUUUGUGUCAGUCUCAAAAGCAAUGACUCUACUCUUACACAAGGGGCUACUGAAAUCCUUUUUAAUGAAUGAUUUGUUUGAGGACCGCUACAGACAUCCAGGGUAUGGAGGGCAACACUAGGUGCUCUAUAUAUCUAUCAAUGCCACCACUGUCAUGUUUCCACCUGACAAUAAUAUGUCCAAUUUGUCAUAUUUCCCUGACAAAAGACAUGUCUUUUUUUAUACUGCACAAGCCAUAAUUCACUGUCUCGACAUGCUUUGUCAUGAGUUCCCCUAAAUGUGUUAAGAGCUUUCACAUUUCGACUGUUACCCUGGGUUGUAUUCACUAGGAAAUAAAUUGAAGAAAACGGACCGAAACGGGAGGGACUACCUGAACCUGUCCAAUAAGAAACUAAUUUGUGUUGCAAAACUUUUUGCUACAGGUUGUUGCGGUGUGCCCUAUUGAAUAUGGUUAGAAAGGUGUGAAGUACUCUCAUAUUUGAGGGAACGAAACCCUACAACCAAAUGCUAUCGCAAGUUCUAUAAAUAAAAGUUCCAAAAUGAUUUUACAGCAUUUGUUUAUCUUUUUUUAUAAUGUAACAAAGUUUUGUAUAAUUGUAAAGUUUACAUUUUUUAAAUGACAGACAGCUGGUUCUAUGCGUAGGUCUGUAUUCAUCAAGCGUCCCCGAGUAGGAGUGCUGAUCUAGGAUCAGUUUUUCCCUUUUAAGUUAUUAAGAAGAUUACAUUGAAAGAGGGGCUGGCUGGCUGAUCCUAUAUCAACACUCUUAGUUUGAGACUUUGUGAAUAUAGGAUUUAAAAAAAGGUGUCAGUAUCCUCUUUCUUGCUUUAUACAUACAAGAUUUGUUGGGCUGAGCCUGGCCUAUCGCUGAACAUUUAAGAGCAGAGCUUUUAUUAUGAUUGUACAUGAGAAUGUUGUAUACCAAACAGUAUAAACAAAACUAACUGUG
Messenger RNA from Oncorhynchus gorbuscha (pink salmon), 2945 nucleotides. Its product is annotated as protein c-ets-1-B-like. The transcript has 8 exons. Gene Ontology annotation, molecular function: sequence-specific DNA binding; DNA-binding transcription factor activity, RNA polymerase II-specific. The record is from RefSeq and is a predicted model, not a curated record. NCBI's taxonomy places the organism in Eukaryota, Metazoa, Chordata, Actinopteri, Salmoniformes, Salmonidae. Gene Ontology annotation, cellular component: nucleus. Bases 325 to 1569 code for a protein of 414 amino acids. Gene Ontology annotation, biological process: cell differentiation; regulation of transcription by RNA polymerase II.